Molecule: messenger RNA, 729 nt
Organism: Brassica oleracea var. oleracea
Lineage: Eukaryota; Viridiplantae; Streptophyta; Magnoliopsida; Brassicales; Brassicaceae
Product: 60S ribosomal protein L23a-2
Exons: 4
Coding region: 95-559 (154 amino acids)
Biological process (GO): translation; ribosomal large subunit assembly
Cellular component (GO): ribosome; cytosolic large ribosomal subunit
Molecular function (GO): structural constituent of ribosome; rRNA binding
Source: RefSeq, a predicted model, not a curated record
UUGUUAUGUUUUAAUUUUUCCUGAUCUGAAAACUGAUCAAAGGGUUUCCGUUUCGCCGCUCAGUUUUUGUAGGAAAGGAUCUGACUUUUGAGUAAUGGCUCCAGCUAAAGUUGAUGUCACUAAGAAGGCUGACCCAAAGGCCAAGGCCUUGAAAGCUGCGAAAGCGGUGAAAUCAGGGCAAGUCAUCAAGAAGAAGGCCAAGAAGAUCAGGACGAAGGUGACGUUCCACAGGCCAAAGACAUUGACAAAGGCCAGGGACCCCAAGUACCCACGCAUCAGUGCAACUCCAAGGAAUAAGUUGGACCACUACGGAAUCCUCAAGUACCCACUCACCACUGAGUCAGCAAUGAAGAAGAUCGAAGACAACAACACCUUGGUCUUCAUUGUUGAUAUCCGUGCUGACAAGAAGAAGAUCAAGGAUGCUGUCAAGAAGAUGUAUGACAUUCAGACCAAGAAAGUCAAUACCCUCAUCAGGCCUGAUGGAACGAAGAAAGCGUACGUGAGAUUGACUCCUGAUUAUGAUGCUUUGGAUGUGGCUAACAAAAUAGGAAUCAUCUAAGUUAUUAAUUUAUUAUCAUCUGAGCUCCGUCAUUUUACUUUUGCAGUUAAAAACAGACUUCUCGUCUUAGUAUCAGUUUUGCUAGAAAAGAUAAUCUCUUUGUUGUGCUUUAUCGUUGGAUUCGAAGCUUUGUUUUGGUAUUUAUUUUUCAUCUUGUUCCCCAAUUUCUA